This is a messenger RNA of Rhipicephalus microplus (southern cattle tick), 7916 nucleotides long. RefSeq lists its product as uncharacterized. Gene Ontology annotation, cellular component: nucleus. Gene Ontology annotation, molecular function: transcription factor binding; RNA binding. NCBI's taxonomy places the organism in Eukaryota, Metazoa, Arthropoda, Arachnida, Ixodida, Ixodidae. Gene Ontology annotation, biological process: positive regulation of transcription by RNA polymerase II. The record is from RefSeq and is a predicted model, not a curated record.
CACACGGUGGCGAGGGAGCUGGCUGUACUGAGGCCGGCCGCGUUGGCUGCUGAGUGAGUCGUCGCACUGCGCCGCCACCUCUUGGAGUGCGUCAGAAGCGCAGUGCACGAGUAGUACGGGGUGUAGAGUUCUGUGUUCCCGUCAAAGGCGAAAGCACGUGCUUCAACCUCUCCAAAUUUUUCCUAAUGCCAAAAUCCCGAAGCUGACGCCGACUUUGCCAAAAUAAGCCGGUGACAAAUGUAUUCAGUGGAGAUGAACAACUUUAUCGACUGUAGAAAUAUGGAGCAUGUCUAUUUCGACCUACUAUCAGGACCCCUUCUAGAAGAUGAUGAUAAGGAUAUGAUUGAGGCAGACUUGCCAUUUGAACUCCCAGACUUAUCUGAUGAUUUUGGAUCUGAAGAUUCGUGCUGGGUGCAGCAGAGUCCCAUUUGGGGCAAAAAUGUGCCUGAUAAUAAUUCAGUAGAGGAAGAGGAUGAAAGAAACAUAAACUGGGUAAGUGAUGUGCCUGGUUGGAUCAAAGAAGUGCCAAAGAUACUAGAGUCUUCGGAGGAAGAUGAGGUGGAUGUUGUGUCUGUUGACGACGACACAAAGUCUUUUCGAAGUGCGGAGCCCAGCACACCUGUCAAGCCGAACACUCAACCAUUGCCAGACAAGAGCCCUAAGAAUGCAACAGAAGGAGCACUUGUUGUUUCCACUUCCCUGCUGGACCGUAUGAAAGCAGCCACUGUGAAAAAGCGGAGCCCCAUCUUAAUCCAGCCUCCUGAACGAGGCCGCCCAUCAAAGAAUGAUGCAGCUACCAACACCACACCAUGUCCUGCCGCUACUCCUGACCAUGAUUAUUGCACAGUGGCCAAGGGGGGCUCCAGGGCUGAAAACAAUGCAGGAAAACAAAAUCGUGCUGUGGUGCAACCUGUGUCCAGAUCACCGUCUGUAUCUAGGAGCUACCGCCUACAGAAAUCCAGAGUGUCAAGACGGCCUUCACGAUCGCCUAGGCGGCGGCGGCGUUCUCGUUCCAGUUCCAUUUCUUCUGGAAGUUCUUGUGAAUCGUCCGAUGAUUCAGUGCGGCGGCGCUCUAAGUCAUCUCGCCGUUCUCGUGACUGCCAUACUACCUGGCCAUCACAGCACUGCCAGAAGACUCCACGAAGGUUCAUGCCUACCCCACCGCGUCGACGAAUUCCAGAUCACAAGGAAGAGAGACGUGUGAUAUAUGUUGGAAACAUCCCAGAAGGGACUACUCGACUUGCACUGCGAGAAAGAUUUGCUCGAUUUGGUCACAUAGAGGAAGUCAGUGUGCACUUCCGAGACCAUGGGGAUAACUACGGGUUUGUAACAUUUCUGCGAGGCUCUGAUGCUUAUGAGGCUGUUGAACACGGCAACGAUGAUCCCAAGCUUCCUCGCUUUGACCUCUGCUUUGGUGGGCGCCGACAGUUCUGUCGAACCAACUGGGCCGACCUAGACUCACAGUACGAGAGGUAUUACUACAUUCAGCGAGAGCCACACCAUAGCAACCUCGACUUCGACAGCUUGCUGCAAGCAGCAAAGUCCAAAGUUCAAGGUUCCCAACGCUACUGACAUCUGUGGACCUUAUGGUGUUUUUCUUUUAAUGGCACCAUACCCUUAGAGGUUUGGUUUGUGCCUGGACUGCUAUUAACUUAUUCUUCGGACGUGAGGUGCUAUAUAGGAAUGAUAUUUAAUGUGUACAGAAUCCUAAGUGGGCUAGGAAAGUGUAGAUAUGUGCAAGGUUCCAUUUUAAUUAUUUGUGAUCUUCGUAUAUUGAAUUGUGCUGAAGAUGAUGGUCAAGCUUGGAAAUCCUUUCAUAUCCUUGCUAGUUACUAUUUCUAUGCUUUGUUAUUUCAUGCAACACAUGUUUCCUUCUUGUUUAGCGCUGUAGCAUAUUUGUGGCCAUCGUUGAGAGAUUGGAGUGUUAUGUUUUACAACUUGUGUAAAGUGCAGUGUUUUUGCUUACUUGUGUUUUAUUGUUUCACCGUGCAAACAUGGAACAUUGUACCUUUACAAUGUGGGGCAGGCUUAAGUGGGCAGUUUUUUGUUCAUGUACAUAUCCAUGUAUUAUAACGCGAAUGACUGAUUUUAUGUUAAAACCUUUUAGCAUGCAGGAUGACUGUGUUUUAGCUAGUAGAUAUUCGUUUUAUUUGAACAUUUAUGUACACCUCUGCAUGUCCCUUCGUGUUCAACACGAGCUGUUUAAAUUGGUUUUGAUAAUUAACCAUUCAACAUCUGCUCAGGUAAACUCUGGCGAUUUUUCAUGUUCACUGGAUUUCGGUGAAGUUCAAAAAGUACAGUACCCUGCACACUUCCCUCAUUUUGUUUGAAACAGGCAUGAGAGUUGCACAGAUUUUUACAAAUGACUUUUAUCAAUCGCAUUGAACAACACCCUUGAUUUCUCCGUGUUAAUGGCUGCGCUUUGCUGUGAUACAUGGUGAACUCUCUUCAACUCAUUGCUGUUCUAAGCUGUCGCCUCCAUUUUUGCCAUUCAGGUCGGAAAAUAUUUUGCCACUGCAAAAUAUUUGUGCUGCAGGAAAAAAAUAACUUUGCAAUGUAAGCACGGAUGAUAUCUUUGCUUUUUAAGCCCAAGUCGGUCAUUGAUAUUUGGGCAACGUGUGUAAGAGCUCAAAACACUCUCCUGGAUGCAGGGUUGGAUUUUGGUCUGCAAGUUUGACAGACGAGCGCUUUUUUUUUCUUUGCUGCUUUGGUUGGGGGGCUUGUCAAUAAAGUGAGGCUUCUCAUCCAGCCUAUCUUCACAAUCCAAGCAUGCAAGUGGGCGAGCAGUCUCGUCCACCAGCCGCUUGAUCAGAUUCCUACUGUAUGUACUGCAGGUGUUGCUGCUCUUUAUGUCCCUGCUUCAGCUGUUGCAUUUAUAGCUCAAAAAGGCAAAGUCUCUUGAUUAAUCCAUGUAGGUUCUCCUGUUCAUAGCAUAUGGUCGCAUGUUGUUGCUUUGUGUGUCACCAGAGAUGCUGUCUUCACCAUCAUCAUAAUCUUUGUGACUUUAGUGGAAUCACCAUCUCUGUCAUGCCGUGUUGGAAUUACUGUGCCAAGACCUGCUGCCUCAAAAUUUUCUUUUUUUUCCUUCUCUAAUUGCUUCAUAUCUGCCCUAAAAACACCACCAGUGAAAAAAAAGCAAGUGAAGGCAACUUAUCCUGUUAACAAUGAGGAAGUGGUGUUUAGCAUUGCCGAUAUUUAAUUUGCUGUAUAGGGAACUACGAGCACGAAGACAUUUACCUGCAGCCAUUUUCUAGAUUCUAAGACCAGAAGUUUACUGGUUCGAAAGUGGUCUCUACAACUGUAAGCCCGCACAGUGGCUGAAAUGUCAUCUAAACUGAACAAUCGCAAGUUUUUUAGUGUGUUUUUUGUCUCUAGUGGCAACAGUACACAUACUGUCAUAAUUUCAAAUAACUCAGUAUUGUGUCUGCUUCGAAGUUUAUGAGGGAAUUGACUGUGUGCAUACACUAGCAUGUUGGGAAUGAAUAACAGCCGGCAGCAUCGAAGAGUCUACAUUCGUGAUCAAUGCAGUGUGUUGCUAAGAAUGGUGUUUGACAACCACCUGUUUGUAGCUGGAAGCCACAAGGAAACUCAUACAUACAAAUUCUUUAGAAGUAUAGCUUCUUAGUUGCUAAAGAAUUGUCAUAGGUUACGGAUAAACUUUGGGCGCGUCUUUCUGGUAGCUCUACCAAUCGAGCUAAUUAGAGAGCUUGCAGUUAGCAGUGUUGAGGCAGAGUAAUCAAGAACGCAAAGUACAUACGUAGAUUUCUGUAGAAAUUUAGCUCAAUUGUAGCUUGUAUUAUGAUUUUUAAGGGACACUAUAAGGAAAUAACAAAUUAUGUUAAGGUGAAAGAUCUGUGUUUGAGAAUGUCUAAUAUGUCAAUAUUAUCAACAGCAGUUCUCUACUAAUCAAGAAAUUCAGGUAAAUAUACGACAUUAUAUGCGCCACGAGUGCGACAGUUUGAAAUGAUCCCAAUGACGUCAAGAGUCCCGUGAUUAAACAGGUUGCAAUAAAAAUAAAAGCACAUUUCGUGCAUUACAAUAAGUAAUACAAUUCCGCUCGUUGAUUCAUGAAAAGAAAGGACUGCUUGGUCUUACCAUGGAGAACACCACGAGUAGUUCAAAAGUUCUGUUUACACAAAACUGCACUUCACUCAUGCACCUCAGUGGUUAUCGCAUACUGCUGAGUGCUUUUCGCGAUUGUGAAAAUCACUGACUGAAAUUUCAACAAAAUACUACAGUCAUGCGAUGUUUCUGGAUGCCCGAACGGUGUAGUUGAUUGUGCUGUGCUUAAGAAACAGACGUGACUUUCUACAGGGUGCUGCAAAACAAACCCCUACGCUGGAACCGGCUUAGUACCAUGCCUCUGUGCCAGUAUACAAAAUGGUAAAAAAAAAAAAAACUGCGUGUGUGCUUGCCACACCCACAACUUGGGCAACGCUCGCAAUGUGCCCUUCCAACCAGUGCUACACUGCUACUAGUGUUGGUGGUCAUGCAGUGAAGGCUGGCAACAUUAGGCAUUCAGGGGGCGAUUUGAAGUUCUGUGUGGACCACAAGUAAUCUUAUUUCAUAAUAAGCAUUUUUUGGCAUAAAAGUAGUGCUAUGUGGUUUCUGGGUCAUUUCAAUAACCAACAUUGACUUAAUAUUUGCCUUUAGUGUACCUUUAAGCAAAUCAUGACCAUUCGCUGUAUGUGUUGACACGAACAAAUGUGCGGGUUGGCCUGAACUGUCGCUAUUCAGGGUAAAUUUUGCAAUGGGUAACAAAGUAAAAAACUGCAUAACACAGGACAGCGACAGAGACAAAAUGCUGAUGUCAGUCACUGUCCUGUGUUACGCGCUAUUUUUUCACUUCGUUGAUCAUGUACCAACCGGCCCAAAUAAGGACUUUAUUGCAAUGGGUAGAAAGCAGCACUGAGAGAUGUUACUGUGAGUAUACCGUGGUUAGGGUUAUUCUUGGUCUUCAUUUAAAACGUGAUGUUUUGCGUUGGCUUACUGGUGUUCUCAGCACCUGGCUUACACUGCAGCAGAUUGAAUGCUAGUGGCAGUUAUUGCCUCUUGAAUUAUCGAAAUCACUGCUACUACAUUGCUCAAACAGUUGCAUACACAUGGUCCCCUUAUUUGUCAUAUGCACAAAUAGCCUAAGCAUCUGCUAGCUCUUCACAUCGGCCGCGUCACAUUUGUUCUUCAUAAUGGUGGAACUGGCAUGCCUGACCAGUUUUUAAACUCGCAAAUGUGUCACACAAAUGGAGUAUUGCUCAUUAAGGUGUUGGUUUCAUUUAUCUUGCUUCUCUUGAGUAUUUUACAUUACUUUGGGACUGAGCAUUUCCACACAUGGCGGGAGCAUCGCAGGAAUUAUGGUGACGUGAAAAAAUCGCUAGAGUUACUUUUGGUAGGGUAGCUGUGGUAAUAUUUUCAGUUUAGUCAUUGCAUCUUGAAAUUUUUGUUCCAUGCAGUGCAUAAACAUUUAAAACUCAAUGUGGUUGAAAUUGUUUCAAUAUGUUGCUUGUAGCACUGAUGUUGCCAUUGCAGUGUACUCUCUGGGCUUCGUCUUGUUCUAGUUUUAAUUAGUUGUUUUCUCCUUAGUUGUAGAAUAUAUUGUCAAUCCUCGACAUAUCGUAUUCAUUAUGCAACAAGUUUCAUUAUCUGUUCUACAGACAGCCAUGCUUUUUGCUUGUGUAUGUGUGAUUAACCUUCUGCAAUUCCGAUUUAAUGAAAUUUUUAUACAUCUGUGUGCACUGGGUCAGUCUGUGACAACGAAAGAUGGGUAGACAUCAUGUGAGCCGGAAUAAAUUUUUUGCGGUUCUUGCGCACGGGAACAUUUGCCUGCGAACAUCAAUAAACACCACCAGGCGAAUAGAACGGAACACAUCUAUGCUAUGAAUGGAACACAUCUCUGCAUUAAACCUUCGAGGUGCAAAAUUUUCUCACAAAGUGUAUCCCCAGUGACAAUAUAUUUUUAUUUCAUAUUUAUAUCUUGAGAGUGACCUUUUUUCUAAUACUUUCACAAAUAUUUUUAGUGGCUAUAAUCCAACAUAAGUGUUUUCCUUGGGUAUGGAUACAUUGUUUAUUAAUGAAUAAAAAUAAAGAAACUUUAUUGUUUACACAGAAUGUAUGCUACUAGAAUAAAUCUUUCACAGGCACAGGAAAUGUGGAUAUCAGGGAAAAAAAUGUGCUGACGUGGUAGCAUUAUCCAUAUAUGCUGGUGUCAUUUCUAUACAACAGCAUCUGCAGGAAAACAGUUAAAACUGCACCCCUUUGGCCACCAGCAAAUGAGCUAGUAUCAAACGGUUACCCUUUGAGAGGUUAGAAGUCAGAUAGACAUCAGUUUUUAUAAGUGCAACAAUUAGAAACUACCUUCAAGACAAAAAAAAUCGCAGCAUAUCCACGAAAUGAAUGAUGGUGAGUGGGUAAAGCUCCCGAGUUCGUUAACCCCCUAUGUUCUUUCACAACUAAGUGCACUUCAUGACCAUAAGAGAGAGAGAAAGCCGGAAGCCAGCGCGUUCUAUAGCUUUUGGGCCACUGCAGCGAAAGAAACGGCAUGCCACGCUCGCGGCUGGCGCUCCCAGUGCGUACAAGCCAGGACAAUGGACAUAGUGUGUCACGCCGACGAAGAGAUAAGGCUCGACCCUAAGGAGCUUCGCCCUUAAAAUGAGCUUACUGCUGUGCACAUGUAAAUGUUCGUGCGACGGUCAACGUACCAGCUUAAGCGAGCCUUGGAGUGCAAACAAUCUGCAGCAACGAAAGCGGUGCAGCAUUGUGUGCAUACUAGACAUACCACACCUGUUCAUGGCCAGGAGUGAUGCAGGCAUGACAAAAACGUGUCCCUUUCUUUCUCUUGCAGAUAUGUGUAUGGUGCUGCAAGUUUAUUAUGAACGAGCGUGAUAAGCAAUGACGAUGUCAUCAGUUGGUUGGUUGGUUGCAAAACUUUAUUGAGGUCCUGCUAGGCGCGCGCAGCGGGCGACUCCCCCGUCGGGACCGUUAGGUCAUCAGUGACACCACAUUAUUUGUCAUGUCAUAAAAUUAGGUGUGAUAUGUAGCAUCAUGACUUUUUGCAUCACUAGUGUUGAUGCCAAGGGUCCCUUCUCACAUUCGAUAAGACAUCUGAGGCCUGUGUCUUGAUGAAGUGGCGCCUGAUUUCGCUCAGUGGCAGAUCUCUGUAAAUAUGCUGCCAUGCAUAUGGGAAAGGUGGGUGAAUCAUCUGGUCUACUGGCAUGUUUGCUUUAAUAGUUUAAAAGCACUCCUUAGUAUUGCCACUGUGCCUUAUCCUACAAUUGUACAACUGGCUUGCUGUGUGUCCCAUGGGAAGCAGUCUCUACUCUUUGAAAUGCAACCCUUCAGUGCACUUACUGAUGAGAUGUACAUCAAAAUUGUUUGGGUAAUUUGAGAAUAUAUUUGCUGUUUAAACAUAGGAACCUUGACUUCAUGAAAUUUGUGAUAUAGUGGUUAUGCUGCAAGUAUGACUUCGUUAUAUCGAGGUGGAAAUUUCAUGUGCGUUACCAAACUUGCGAACCCACUGGUCUUAGGUUUGAUUCCUGGGCCAAGACAAACUUUUCUUUACUGUGAAGCUUUGUUUUUUGAAAACUUCUAGGGAUUUUGUUUGCUUUGAGCUGAUAACAGUUGUCUUUUGAAAUUCUCUCACGUGAUGGUCUUUUUCUAUAUGUGGUUACAAAGAAUAACUAGAGUUGCCCUUCGAUGUUUGCAGAGUUCAUUUGGAUUAACCCAUGUGUCGGUGUGAAAAGCAAACCUUGCUAUUUUAGCGUAUAAAACAUCUUGCUACUUGGGCUGCUGUGUGAGCUGCUAACACUUAGUGCCAUUUUCAUCUGGUUUGCUUGGGCAACUGCUUAUGCCGCCUGUUAAAGUAAAUUUGCAACAUAUGUUAUAGUCACUGUUUAAGCAAUAAAUUACUUUAUAUACCUCGC